GUGGAUUUAAUACAAACGAGGGAGACAAAUUAAUCAGCAUCCGACAUGGAAGCCCCUCUACAGUCAGAGGACUCUGAGUCUUUGGACAGCUGCAUCCAGAAAGCUUUGGCAGCCCUCUAUCCACCUUUCCAGGCCACAUCCUCGACCGUCCUCUGUCAGGUUCUCAGUGUGGUGGACAGAUGUUACAGAGGGGACGGCCUCCGGUACCUUUUACACUUCCUGCUGCCUGCAAAGCACUUCCUGCAGGACCUCCAGCAGGUUGCAUGUUCUCCUUUCUACGGCCGGCUGUUUCGUCAUGAAGGUUGGCCUCUGUGUCUCCAGGAGAAGGUAGUCGUUCAGCUCUGUCCUCUGGACCAGCACCUCCUUCGUCCAGGAGACUUUUACCUGCUGGUUUCUCCUCCUGCCUCCUGCAGGAGCGGCGUGGACACCAGCCCCCGCCUGCUCCUGUGCAGCGUCUCGUCCGGCUCCCAUCAUGUUGAGCAGCAGGAGGUGCCGAGGGCAGCUUUGAAAUCACUCUUCAGCAUGUCCUGGCUGGACUGCGUUAACAGGGAGAGGGAGCGCAGAGGAGCGGCCAGGCUGGAGUGCUGUGUUCUCCUGGCCCACGGAGACGUCUUCAGGGUCCCCUGGGAGGACGUUGUCCACCCACAGUUCCUGGGUCGCUCACAAACCAACCCACAGGAGGACAUGGACUCGUUAGUUAAAGACGGAGACGAUCCAAACUCCUCCAGGCAGGAAGUUGAGCCCCUCCCAUUCCAUUCUGACCAAUCAGCAGCAGGCAGUGGGGGUGAAGACUCUGAAGGGGAGUAUGUCGAGCUGACGGAGCUACCGCUGCCUCGCUUCUACCCCCAGAAAGGAUCUUUAACGCAGUCCAUCAGCUUGCAGAACCGAGCCAGGACCACCCCAAACAUUCACACUCUUGUGACGGAAGAACAAGCUAACACGCACAAGUACAGAACUGAGGCGAAAAACGCACACGCUAACACACACGCCAACACACAUGCUAACACUCAGUCAUAUAUGACAGAGACACAUGCUAACACUCAGCCAUAUAUGACAGAGACACAUGCUAACACACAUGCUAACACUCAGCCAUAUAUGACAGAGACACAUGCUAACACACAGACAUAUAUGACAGAGACACAUGCUAACACACAGACAUAUACGACAGAGACACAUGCUAACACACAAGCUAACACACAUGCUAACACUCAGCCAUAUAUGACAGAGACACAUGCUAACACACACGCUAACACUCAGUCAGAAAUGACAGAGACACAUGCUAACACACACGCUAACACACACGCUAACACACAUGCUAACACACACAAACAUGUUACGGACGUAUACGCUAAAACGCACAAACAUAUGACUGACACUGACGCUAACAAACAAGCUAAUUCACACGAUAACACACACAAACAUGUGACUGACACAUACACUAACACACAAGCUAAUGCACACAGUAACACAUGCCAAGAUGUGACUGACACAUACGCUAACACUUCAAAACAUGUGACCCAGACACAUGCUAGGACACACGAACAUUCAACCAAAACACUUGACUGUGACACACACUGUAACACUAACACACAGAUUGACAGUAACACGCACUCUUCCGACAGUAACACACACUCCUCUGACAGUAACACACACUCUUCCAACAGUAACACACACUCUUGUGACAGUAACACACACUCUUCCGACAGUAACACACACUCCUCUGACAGUAACACACACUCCUCUGACAGUAACACACACUCCUCUGACAGUAACACACACUCUUCCAACAGUAACACACACUCUUGUGACAGUAACACACACUCCUCUGACAGUAACACACACUCCUCUGACAGUAACACACACUCCAGACUCCUUGAGGAGAACCUCAGCCAGGAUUCCUGCGGAGGCCGCCUCCUUCCUCCCUCCUCUUCCUCUGAUCCUGUGGAAGAUGAGGAGAAACUUGAAGUUUACCAUCACGGCUCGUCUCCUGUCCAAUCAAAUGUCAAUGUGUCUGCUGGUACUGGUCCAACAGAACCAGAACCAUCACCAGCUGCCUCUACAGUCCAGUUCCAGUCCUCCCAGUCCAGCUUCUACAGUCAGCUGCUGCGAUCUGGAGCUGUGUGUCUGCCUGGAACUAAAGACCGAGGAGGACGAGCUCUGCUGACCGUCUGCAGUUUAAGCCCCGUGUGGUCGAACCCCUGCUGCGACAGUGCAAGGCUGCUCCGCCUCCUCCUCUACUACACCUUCACUCUCAGGUGGAGAUGCUGAACUCCAUCAAGUCCCUGCAGAGACACGUGGAGCUGCAGCAGCUUCCUGUAAACUUUGGAGGAUCGUUCAUCUUCAGUCAGAACAGCUGGAUCAGCUUCACAUCUAGAGUCGAUCAGCUGACCCAUCAGUGUAAGGAUGUCAUCCACCUGCUGCAGAAAAGCAUCAGCAUCCUGCAGAGUACACCUGUACCUGCUGACAAACAGGGAGCGGAGCUGCUGCUGUCCAGGUACAAGGCAGUGAUGGGCAGCAUCCUUGAAGACGUUCGAUUGGUCCAGCUGCAGCGGGAGGGCGGAGCCUCUCUGUCGCUGCUCCGCAGGGAGGAGGGCGGCGACGGCGGCAUGUCGGAGGAGCAGCGGGCGGCCGUGGAGGAGGUGUCGUCUCUCUACGACAAAGUGGACGAGCUGCUGCACCUCCUGGUCACUCUGUCCAACGCCAAGACCCAGGAGCUCAACUUCAUCUUGGACUUCAGGAACCUGGAGCAGGACUUCAGCUCGGUGAAGGCGUGGCUGGAGGAGGUUGGAGAGGUCCAACUGAAGGCUCUGAAUGAACCUGCAGAUUCUUUGGAGCUUCUGAACAGGAGACAUCAGGACUUCAACGAUUUCUACCCAGCUGCUUAUGACCACUGUAAACGAGGCGAGGCUCUGCUGACCCGCCUGGAGCGCUGGGACGACGUGUCCUCCGCCGACCUCAGCAUCUACGAGGACAAGGUCCACUCGUUCUGGGCCCAGCUGCAGGAUUUUUCUCAGCGCGUCAAGAACACCGGGAACAACAUCAAUCGGGCCGUCCAGCUGUACUCCUUCUUGGAUCAGGCCUAUGGGUGGGCGUUGGAGGGAAUGCGCCACCUCGCUGGGAUCUCCAUGGAGGACUGCACGCUCCCAGACAAAUGCCAGGCUGUGAUUGACAGCUUGGAGGAGUUCCAGCAGAAACGCCCACCAAUCACAGACGCUCGUUUCCAGGAGAUGAAAGCCGAGGCGGCCGAGCUACAGGGCGAGCGAGGGCUUCGUCAGUGGAGCUUCACCUGGGCCAAGUGCCUGGAGACCAGAAAAAUGUUUGACAGGAAGAUGGAGGCGGUGCUUAGGUCACGAGACUCCGCCCACAGACGCCGCUCUGACUCUGCCACCAGCAGAAGCUCCAUCUCCUCCAGAAAGUCUCUGUCAGGACUGUGGAGCGUCCAAGAGGACUCCCCGUGUCCCCUAGAGGAGGAGGACAGCUCAUCGUCUGUCUUUUCUCCCUCCCCGCCCACCUCCCACCGCACCCCGCUCCUCCGCCGUCUUUUUCGAAGCUCCUCCUCAUUCGACGAGUCCCCGGAGCGGAAGGACGGCGUCUCCCCCAGGCACGCUCGCCUCAGCUCCUCCUCCAGCUUCUUCAGCUUCUCCCCCUUCUCCUCCCCCAGCUUCUCCCCCUCCUCCAGGAGGCGGCAGCAGCAUCUGAGGAAGACUCAGAGCUUCGACCUCCCCUCCACGCCCGACGGGUCGCGGUACAGCCCGGGUCCCCGCGUCCUCAGCGAGCCGCCUCGCAGGGGGAACACGGGCGUGUUCAUCCGAGGUCUGGAGGUCAGCAGCACGGAGGCGGCCGAUCAGAUCCUGUGCCCCAGGACCCCCACCCACAGCUGGACCGGUCAAAGACCACACGGUCCUCGGACCCCCGGGACCCCCGCAGCAGACACCCACCCCAGAGGAGGAAGCAGGCUGUGUCACAUCGUGGAGGAAAUGGUGACGACGGAGCGCGAGUACGUGCGCUCGCUGCGUUACAUCAUCCAUCACUACUUCCCUGAGAUGGACCGGGCCGACCUCCCGCAGGGCCUGAGAGGAAAACGCUCCGUCAUCUUCGGAAACCUGGAGAAGCUGCUGGACUUCCACAGCCAGUUCUUCCUGAAGGAGCUGGAGGCCUGCUGGAAACACCCGCUGCGAGUGCCGCACAGCUUCCUGCGACACGAGGAGCAGUUUGGUCUCUACGCUCUGUACAGCAAGAACAAACCCAAAUCUGACGCCCUGCUGGCCAACCAUGGACACACGUUCUUCAGGAGGAAGCAGCUGGAGCUGGGGGAUAAGAUGGACCUGUCGUCCUACCUGCUGAAGCCCAUCCAGAGGAUGAGUAAAUACGCUCUGCUCCUGAAGGAUCUCAUGAAGGAGGUGGGCGCCGCAGAGGAGGCGGAGCUUACCGCUCUGCAGGCCGCCACCAACAUGGUGAAGUUCCAGCUUCGCCACGGCAACGACCUGCUGGCCAUGGACGCCAUCAGAGACUGUGACGUGAACCUGAAGGAGCAGGGUCAGCUGAUCCGUCAGGAUGAGUUCACGGUUCUGAGCGGCAGGAGGAAAUGUCAGCGCCACGUCUUCCUGUUCGAGGAGCUCAUCCUCUUCAGUAAACCCAAGAAGGUGGAGGGGGGGCUGGACGUCUUCAUCUACAAGCACUCCUUCAAGACCGCCGACGUGGGUCUGACAGAGUCGACGGGGGACAGCGGGCUCCGGUUCGAGAUCUGGUUCAGGAGGAGGACGUCCAAGAACCAGACCUACAUCCUUCAGGCCGCGGCGGCAGACGUCAAACACACCUGGACGAGUGACAUCGCCCGCAUCCUGUGGACCCAGGCCACCAGGAACAAAGGAGCCAGAACUCGGGCCUCCAUCGCUGUAUCCGUGUUCGACCACUCUCAGCCGUUCAGACGGGACCCCGGCUCCUCGGACCCCGCAGCUUCAGGACCGUCCUCCCUCAGCCUGCUGGGCCCGCUCAACCUGCACAUGUACAGCCAGUCGCUCCCCGCCGCGCCUCCCGCCUCCUUCAGCACCUCCUGCAUCGAGGAGGACGAGCAGGAGCACGAGACCGGCAGCCAGCCUUCGAUGAGCACGGAGAGCUCCGGCUCCUCGUCUCGCGGCCUCUCCGGGUCCACGGGCUCUGACAGCGGCUGCGCCUCCUCGCACCUGCAGGAGGCGCCGCUGGGGGAGUCCGGCCCCCCCAGCCAGCCUUCCUCCUCCUCCUCCUCCUCUUCCUCCAACAAACAGCACCUCUCCAGCAGUUUCAUGUCUUCUAAAGCUGCUACUGUUGUCUGACCUUCAUCCUCCUCCUCACGGUGGAAGUCACACCUGAGUUCUGAUGUUCUUCAGAACUGUUCUGUUGGUUCCGUCUGAUCCGGGUUCAGCCUGUAAAUAAUCCACAGCCAAGCUUUCACGUUUUUCACUCUGCUAAUAAAAGUGUUUGUUAAAAACAGA
This is a messenger RNA of Austrofundulus limnaeus, 5471 nucleotides long. RefSeq names its product pleckstrin homology domain containing, family G (with RhoGef domain) member 4 (gene plekhg4). Gene Ontology annotation, molecular function: guanyl-nucleotide exchange factor activity. NCBI's taxonomy places the organism in Eukaryota, Metazoa, Chordata, Actinopteri, Cyprinodontiformes, Rivulidae. The record is from RefSeq and is a predicted model, not a curated record.